Molecule: messenger RNA, 357 nt
Organism: Pyricularia oryzae 70-15
Lineage: Eukaryota; Fungi; Ascomycota; Sordariomycetes; Magnaporthales; Pyriculariaceae
Exons: 1
Coding region: 1-357 (118 amino acids)
Source: RefSeq, a predicted model, not a curated record
AUGCAACUUUCGAAACUCCUCCAGGCAACCGGCGCCACCCUAGCUUUCCUUCCAUCCGGCGUCCUUGCGAAGUGCGUUAUCGGGCUUACUUUUAAUGGUAAUUGGGUUCCGAACAACCGAUUUGUCAUAUCACCGGGCGGAAAGUUCAGUUUUAUUGCGAACUACGUUAUAAUUCCAGUUCGCCUUGAUGAGUCGUGUCACUGGCAUCAGGACCUCGCGGAAAAUGCAAAGCCUGUAAUAAUUCCCAGCGGGUACGGGAUAAAAUCGUGUGAUGAGGGAGAUUUUGUCAAUAACCAAUGUCAAGAACCGCCAAAAAGAACGUCAAUUGGUGGCACGAAGGUUUAUGCGUUCAGUUAA